AUGGUGCUUGAAGAUAUGGUCGACCACAAGGGCCGGCUGUUGCAUGGCAUCCUAGUGCCAAAGCAGAAUGCCUGGCGGUGUUGGUUUGCUCGCGUCGUAGUGGACCUCGAAGUCGACAUGCAGGCCCACAGCCUCAUCCCAUCCAUGAGGGAGAUCAGAGAUCGGUAUCAAGUCGUUUGCCAACGUUUCCUAGUUCAAGACCCUCACGAUGAGAUCCCUCAAGAUGAGGCACCGGAGCUCGAUAGUGUCGCCGGCAUCUCCAAGAACACGUGCGUGUACACUGUCCUGGGCGACGAAGCUCUCGGUGACGGGUUGGCCCUAAGUGACACUGCGGUGCUGAACUCGGUGCUCAUAUUCUUUGCCGCAUGCUCGAGGAGUUCGGUUGACCUCGACGUCAUCCUCGACUUCAUAGCGAGCAUGAAGCCGAAGCUCGAGCAGUCGCAGUUGGGGUAG
Trematosphaeria pertusa is the source of this 453-nucleotide messenger RNA. RefSeq lists its product as uncharacterized. The record is from RefSeq and is a predicted model, not a curated record. The transcript has 3 exons. Bases 1 to 453 code for a protein of 150 amino acids. NCBI's taxonomy places the organism in Eukaryota, Fungi, Ascomycota, Dothideomycetes, Pleosporales, Trematosphaeriaceae.